This is a messenger RNA of Mizuhopecten yessoensis (Yesso scallop), 2707 nucleotides long. Its product is annotated as probable peroxisomal membrane protein PEX13. Gene Ontology annotation, cellular component: peroxisomal importomer complex; peroxisome; peroxisomal membrane. Gene Ontology annotation, molecular function: protein binding. The record is from RefSeq and is a predicted model, not a curated record. NCBI's taxonomy places the organism in Eukaryota, Metazoa, Mollusca, Bivalvia, Pectinida, Pectinidae. Gene Ontology annotation, biological process: protein import into peroxisome matrix, docking. The transcript is spliced from 4 exons. Bases 36 to 1379 code for a protein of 447 amino acids.
UAAGCGCUCGUGUGACAAGGAUUGGACUAUGUAAGAUGUCUGCGCCUCCGAAGCCUUGGGAAAGUCCGGGAGUAAACAGACUUCAAGGAUCGCUCAGUGUACCCACAAACAGCAUGUCAGGAACAGGAGCUUCACUCCCACCAUGUUGUACUGGGCAAGCAACACCUGGAGGCAGAGAACCACCACCACUUCCUGGCAGACCUUCCCAACAGGGCAUGUAUGGCAACCGCAUGUCCAAUUUCUCCGGGUAUGGUGGAGGAUAUGGUGGUGGUGGAGGAUAUGGUGGAGGAUAUGGUGGCAUGGGGUAUGGGUCCUCCUACACAAGUCCAUACAGUAGUCUAGGUGGAGGCAUGUAUGGUAGCUCUAUGGGUGGAUAUGGCAUGGGCUAUAACAGAUAUGGGAUGAACGGACCUGAAGAUCAGUACAAUGGGUUUGCCAGACAGGCCGAGGAGAACUCACGACAAGCCUUUCAGUCUGUUGAGAGUAUUGUAAAUGCAUUUACAUCUGUCAGCAUGAUGUUGGACUCAACAUUUCAGGCAGUGUACAAUUCCUUCCGAGCAGUUAUUGGGGUGGCGGACAAUUUUUCAAGACUAAAAAUGCAAUUAGGACAAGUGUUUUCAGCACUGGCUAUAUUUCGAAUGAUCCGAUACUUGUACAGGAAGUUGUUGGUAUUGCUGCGCCUCCGACCAGCAGGAUAUGCUGAGGAAGCUUGGACACAAGCUGCAGACUCUGUAGAACAGCUUUCAGCGGAAGCUGCAAAAGAUCCAAAGAAAUCUACGUGGCCAAUCCUUGUGUUUUUUGGAAUCAUUCUCGGUGCACCUUGGCUGAUAUGGAAAUUUAUCAACAGAAUGGCAGAUCCUUCUCCAGAGAAAAACUGGGCAUCAGGUGAAGAGGAUCACUUUGUGGCCCGAGCCGAGUUUGACUUCAAGGCUGAUUCAAGCAAUGAGCUGUCCUUCAGUGCCGGACAAAACAUCAAUGUUGCCCCAAAAGAACUGCAGCCAAGAAUGAAAGGUUGGUUGUUGGCUAGUAUUGAUGGAAAGAAAAUUGGUGUCAUUCCUGCUAAUUAUGUGAAAGUGUUAGGCAAGAAGAGAGGUACCAGGUAUACACUGGCAGCGAAUCUGGAGAACACCACCCCUCCGAUGAAUCCAGCAGCAACGCCUGCUCCCGAGAGUGCUCCGCAACAAGAAAAGUCCUGUUGCCAUGGAGCUAGUAAAUCUGUGACCAUGUUAGAGAGUUUACCAGAGAAUGAAUCCCUGGAGAAUGUCUUUGAGAGUAACCAAGGAAACAUGCCAGGCGCUGACUUGAGUGGCAGUAACAACGCCAUCAUUGAUAUGGAUGCUGGGGACAUUUUGGGUGGGAAUUCAAGUAAUCUGGAGUAAAUUUUCAAAUAAGCUGACAGUGUCAAAGUUUUACAACUGUACAGUUUUAAAACAAAUGAAUUGAAAGUCUUUCAUUGCUAUACUGUAGAUUUUUGUUUUGUUUCAUAUAUACGGAUAUCUGUGAUUUAAAGGCGUGGAUAUAUUUUCAGAAAUUACAUAUCUCCAAAUCCUUUACAAAAAGCAAUCUGGGAAAAUAGAUUCCCUUUUGAAUACAGUAGUAGCAACAUAAAGCACAAAUCAUUUAUAUCUAUAAUUGUUUCUGUCUUUUUUAUAAACAAACACUUGGAAAUAAUUAAUAAGCUAAUGCCAAGUGAAAAUAUGCUUCAUCCUGGUGACUGUUCAUACUUCAUACUUUGCUCAAUCUGUUAAUUAAAAUUAAUUCUGAAAUAACAUUUCUCUGUUGUGAUCAUGGCCUUUUUUUAUUUUCCGGUAUUAAAUUUGAAAUAAAAGAGGGAUACAAUCUUGACUUGAUCACAGUUCCUGGCAAAAAGCUUUGUCAAUUAACUUUAGUAACAUCAAAACUAUUCCUUCAAUCAAGUUCUUAGCCUUACUGGAAUUUGUAGUGAGACUAAAAGACUCAAUGAUAUACAGUGAAGGUUAUUCCUUCAUGAGGUUCAACAAAAUUAAAGGUGGUUUAAUUGAGCCUGCUGAAUGACUGCACCAUUUUAUAUAGAAAAGAGAGACAAUCGGUCCCCUAAAACCCUGGUAGGACAACCAGAUUAGGUGUUGGCUGGAUUAUAGCAAGGUGUGAUGGGGCCAUGUGACUUCACCACAUUCAUGUGCUAUAUAUUUAGUACCUAUUAAAGUUAAGGAUCCCCGUACCACUACUAAACACUGUAACUAAGUGUAAGAACCAAUUUUUCCUGUAUGAAUAUAGCUUUUAUAAAUCAUUUCUGAAAAGAAAAUCAUACUUUGUGGGACUUUUAUGACAAAAAAAUAAUACAUAAAAGAUGAAGUCUCUGUUGGUAAAAUUUCAUCAUGGCUAGACCAGGAUUGGAACCCGGGACUUCUGAUUGUUAUACUGUCACUCUAACCGACUGAGCUACCCAGUCCAAUGGAAGUGCUCUACAGACAUACAUGUAUCCAAAACCAAAAUAAAGGGGAGGUUACUGUACUGUUUAUACACAGUGCAGUGGGACAGGGAUCCUUAAUGUGUGCCUUUGAUAACACAGAUAUCUGAACAGAUUUGGCUUUAAGUAGAUCACAGUAGAUUAUUUGUCAUUGUUAAGGAAACUUGGUGUAACAUACAGUUUUAGGUCAAUAAAGAAUUUUCCAUGGUUUGCAGACUUUUAAGUACAGAUUUGUGAAUAUGUUCUGUAUCUCUUCUU